Molecule: messenger RNA, 8027 nt
Organism: Sabethes cyaneus
Lineage: Eukaryota; Metazoa; Arthropoda; Insecta; Diptera; Culicidae
Product: UPF0047 protein YjbQ
Exons: 4
Coding region: 2476-2991 (171 amino acids)
Source: RefSeq, a predicted model, not a curated record
AAUAAAAUACAAGAGUCAAUAAAGGUGGUCGUUGCGGUAUUCAGCAGUGAUGUAUUUCAACCAUUUUUAUAUUUUUCAUACUCAAAUUGACUAGAGUACAAUAGUUAUCGAAUGCAGAAGAUCCAGUGUGUAAUUUGUGAAAAAGUGGAGUUUAUCAACUUUCCUCGAGUUUGAUUGCAUGGUUCAAUAUGAGAUAACCAAAAAAGAGUUCCGGAGUGCAUCACUGGUAGAGUCCAGCAGCGGCGUACAAUAAACAGCAUAAUGAGAGAAUUGCGACCGCAAAGAGAGGCUUGCUGGUGAGAUCCUCUGCAAAGUGGCCAUCCCUUCCGUUUUUGUGUUCACCGUUCUUUAGUCAGCAGGCAGGAGCAAACCUCGUACUGUGCCGUGUGUGCCGUUGUAAAGCAAGCAAAGCACAUCAACCUACAGACAGCCAGGCCAGACUGUGACGGAGGGUGAGAGAAAAAUUACAUAAAACUGCUCCUGUUUGUUCCGUCGUGGUUUGCUACCAUCGCUCCUCCAGAUCAAAAUUUUCAGUGGUCAUCGCAAUUUGAAAAAUCAGCUAAUAAAGUGUCCUGUUGUGUAAGAAAAAAAGCAUUGAAUUGCACCUGGAGUGAUGUUUCACUGAAGUGGAAAAAACGAGUAUUGUGCGUGAAAAACCGCAGAGCGUUGCUGCGAUCGAUACCUGGCAGGCGUAUAUUUUGGAACCUGAGUAAAAUACGUCCAGCACGGAAACUUCAUUUUUCUUCUAUUGUAAAUUGAAGUAGAGUAGUAAUACAUUAAAUCAUUUAGAAAGAUUUAAGCUAACUGAAAAAGUUAAAGCAAAGAAAAAAAAUGUUGGACUCCUGAUACCAGAUUUUCAACGCGGCCCCUUCACUCUCUUGUUCUUGUUCUUGUUUUUCUCUAUCAACGAAAGCACCAAAAGAAGGGCCACCCAUCAUCGGCAGUUAGGAAGACGAGAGCAAUAGUGAGAGGCAUAACCAUCGUAUGUGCUAGAAAGGAGCAGGAGAAGGAAAACGGCAGUCUACUAGUGUAAAGGAAUUUUCCUAAAAAAUAUUCUGACCCCCGGUUUGCCUUUGUAAAAUUACGCUAAAAGUGAAUAUAAUCAAGUGAUAGUUGUUGUCUGUAACUUGCUAUUUUAGUCCUCGAGAAACCACGGAAGCAACUCCCACCUAAAUAAAUAACGAUAAGGAUUACGAGUUUUCAGUGAAUCGGAAAAAAGUAGAAUUGCGGUCAAUAAAACUCUAUUUCCAUUAUCGUAAUGUGGAGAAGCAAACUGACCUUAAAAUCAUAUUUCAAAAAAUGGUACUGUGAAAUCUUCUGAACUACAACACUAAUGAUCUGCUACGGUAGGUGAGAUCAGUGGCCGAUACGGAGAGAAUGAGCGAUAGCUGAAAAGUGUGCUGCUGUUAUGCUUACGACACGUCAGAUUGCGUUGUCCUCUUGCGGAAGGAUUUGCACUGUUUGCUAGAGAGAGUGUGAGUACGGCCCAAAUUUUCGGUGCCUGACACAAUCACCAGAGGUAUAGAAAACGGGUAGAGCGGUUAGUGAAAAGUUUACAGCUGAAAGACAGUUUUUAAAAGGACAGAAAACUUUGCUGAAGACAAAAAAUAGGGGAAAAAUACCGUAGCUGAAAAAUUGCACCAAGGGGAUGAAAAUAUAGCACAAGUUUAAACAAAAAACAAUUUUAUUUCUAAAACCGGUGAAUCGUUUGAAUUUUUCUUAAUUUUCGGUAUACUUCAAGUCGAUGUGGAAUUUUUGACUAUACGCAAUAAUUUUUUGUGAAAACAGGAGAUUUUUGGGCAGGAUAAUAGCCCGUUUAUAUUUUCCAAUUGAGUUUCCAUUAACAAAAAGAAGUUUUCGAAAAGUGAUUUGAAAGGUUUUAGUUUGUGACAUCGAAUUUGAAUUUUGUUUCACGCGAAAAAAGUUGGCAAAUUCGCCUAACAAUAAAAAGUGAAUCGUUUGUGUAUAAGCAGAAUAAUAUAAAUACCGAUAAACGAAAGGAUUAAGUAAUAAUCACUUUCGAGUGACCGUAUAAAACAGUUCGCCACGACGUCGUCCAACAGCAGCCAGCCGCCACCGACAGCAGCAGGGGGAGUUGGAAUUGGAACAGGAGGGGCAGGACCAUCAUCUGCGUCCAAUAAAGCAGGAUCGGCGGCAGGAGGAGGAGGGGGACGUCGACGUUCCCGUAGUCAGGUACCGAACAGUAGCGGAGGAGGCGGCGGCGGCGGCAGUGGUAGUGCGAGUGCUAGUCGGCGAAGCAGCAAAACGGAUUACGCUCGGCGAAGAAGUCCUCCUUCUUCGGUUACUGACGAUUCUUCCUCCUCGCUACUGCUGUCUGUUUCUGCCGGAGGUCGCACGGCAGGAGGUACGGCAGGCGCCAUUGACCGCGAGCGUGAAAGCGGAGGCGGCGGAGGUUCGGCCACCAGUCAUCAACACCAUCCACAUCCACCGGACUCGUAUGAGAAGGGUCAUAACAUGGCUUCGUCCAAUCACCGUGGAAUACAGAUCGGUUCGGCCUGGUUUCAGCGGAAAAUCAAUCUGCGACCACAGCAUCGGGGCGUUCAUCUGGUGACCGAGGAAAUUCUUCGCCAAAUGCCAGAGCUAGGGCAGUUUUCAGUCGGAUUGUGCCAUGUUCAAAUAUUACACACAUCGGCCAGCCUAGCGUUAAAUGAGAGUUGGGAUCCCGACGUGCGAGACGACAUGGAAAUGAUGCUGAACAAAAUUGUUCCGGAAGGACUCCCUUACCGCCAUUCCUGCGAAGGCCCCGAUGAUAUGCCCGCCCACGUGAAGGCCUGUUUUCUCGGCAGCUCUCUGACAAUCCCGAUCACUGAUGGUAAACUGUCACUCGGCACGUGGCAGGGCGUGUGGCUGUGUGAGCACCGUGAUCAUGCUGGUUCGCGCAAGCUGGUGAUAACGCUGUCCGGCUGCCCUCGCGACUCAGCCCGGAGUCCACUCUCGCCGGUAUCGCCAAUUGCAUCCACUUCCAGUUAGGGACGGCCUCGCUCUGCUCGCGAUAGUCGGUAAUCGUGGGUUAGAGCGGUGCUCUGCUGUAAGUUUCAUACUGAUAAGCGUCAUUAUACUAUUGGGAUUAACCUUGGUGCAAGGUUAUAAAAAAGGAACCUAUAAAUAAUUAUGUUAAUUAUAAAGUCAAAAGAGGAUACAGAGAAAAAUACAGUGCAGAUAAUUGAAAACAGAUUUUAAUGAGCAGAUAACAGACAAGGCUUUAGGCAGAUGGAGAAAGAUUCAUACUAAUAAUAUCCUAAAUUAUUAGAUAUGAAGCAACAGAGAAGCAAAAACAUAGUUUGAUUUAACAUUUAUAUUACAAUUGUAGCUUUAGAUAUAUAACAAAUAGAAAUCGCUAAACAAAUUUCAUAUAACAAAUCGCAAUGAUAAUAGCAUUUAAGAUGUCUACUUGGAAGCUAAUUCAGAUAAACAGCUCGGUCAAAGGAACUAAUUUUUAUCAACAUAGGAAAACACAUUUUUUUAUUUUUACUAUUUUUAAUAACCGGAACUGUAGAGGAAAUAGAGAAACUAAUGAAUAGCAAAAAAACCAAAACAGAAAGAAAUAGAGAGGAUAUAUUUUUGUUUACAUUUUUAUCACACUUCAUUUUCAUUUUUGUCAAAAAGUAAAACUAAAAUAAAAAUAGGGCUAAUAGGCUGAACCAACGCGUACACGAGUGCACAAAAUGAAAAAAAAAAACUAGAAUAUAAAAUCAUACCGAUACUACCAUAUACAUACACUCAUGUCGAAGAUAAAUCAAGUUCAUCUCUAUCAUGAGUUUUGAUUAAUUACUACUAGUAACAGGUCACCGUUACUCUGACACUAGGAUCAAGCGCUUUUAUUUGUUUUUGCGUAUGCUCUGCUAAGUGAUAUACUUUGAAUUUAUAUAGAUUUUGUUCGGUCAUGAAGCAUCGAUACGGCAGAGUAGACAACAAUUGCAAUCCGUUUAUUAUCACUGAUGGCCACGGAAGUUGGCAACGGAAGCUGUGCAGCAAAAUCGUCGAUUGUAUUAUAUAGCGAUUAGGAGUUUAGCAUGUUUUAAAAGCAUCUAAUUGUUUUUAGCUUUCAUCAUGUAAGUUAAGUUACGUAACGGGACAUGCGUAUCGUUGGGCGGACCAUAAAGCAAAUGAGGCAGCAUUACGUUUUUGUGCCUCAGGGAACAGUACCGGGAUUGCGUGAGAGCGCACCAUAAAAAGGUUGAUGGAUUUUGUACAUAUAGGGGUAGUAUUGUUAUUUACGAUGAAGCGAUAAAUUGUUGAUUUUAUUGUUUAAUUCAUGUCCUAUUGUCCGGGUUUAUAAUACUGUAUCAGUUAAAGGAGAUGAGGGUAUUUUUUACUUAAUUUUUUUUAACGAACAGUUGAAUGAUUUAGUAGUGACGGGAGUAAGAGGAUGUCUGUAGGGAUAAAGUAAUAUCAGUUCAUUAGUAAGGGUAAUUUAUUGAUAAUUAUUUUUUGUGACACGUGAAAACUAUCUUGUCGAUUGCACAAUUUUUGAAUUUCUCAAUGAAUUGAUUUCUAGACACAACAAUUUGAUUUUAGUAAAUUUUACAAUUAUUUUGACUGUUUUAUUUUGAAAAAUAACAUUUUCAAACAAUGUUCAUUUGUAUAUUUUAAAAAUUUGGACCGAAAAUUUAGGCUCAAAUAAAUGAUUGAUUCUAUAAAUUAUUUAAAAUUUUGAGCCUAGGAGACUUUACUGUUUGUUAUUUCAGUAGUAAAACACCUUUGAACACCCUUGCAUUCGAAACUGUUCUAGUAGUCAUCAUCAUAAUAGAUUCACCAUCAGCAGAAACAUCCAUUGUAGAGUGUGUAAUACUAUAUAUCAAAAAGCAAAUUGCAGUUGCAUUUUCUGCAAUGUAUAUCCAAGAACAGAAAUUAAAACGUCUUCUUUCGGAAAACAUGUUAGGCAAAUUAAGAAAGAAAAUAAAUCUUUUGCACAUUACAAUCGCUUCAAAAUUAAAAUGAAAAAGAAAAAAGGAAAUGCCAUUAGAGCGAGAAAUACACACAAUGGAAAAAUAAGCAUAGAGACAACCAUUCCUUGUCCAUCCUUUUCUAUAAUGUAUCAAGUUGUGAGAAAGUUUGUAUUUUUUACAAAAGUAAAGUAUAAAACCAAAAAAAAUGAAUCGAUAUAUUUUGUUAAAAAUAACAUUUUUUAGUGAUUUUUGUAGCACGAGUCGAAAAAUGGAACCAACGCAAUAGUUACUAUUACUUGUUAAUUUUCAACUUAAGGGCGAUAGAGACUUCGUAUAAUUUUGACGCAUGUUAAAAAAAGCUAAUCACGAAAAGAGCAAUUAAUUAGUUUGUAAGACACAACAUCCAUUUUAACAGCGAUUUAACCGUUUGCUUUUUUGACGAAUAUCAUAAUUUAGUAUCCUUCAAUUAACUAUCGUGAAUUGAACGGGGCAACAGGAUUUCGUAAAAGUUGAACAUUGUUAAACAAAUUGCAAUCCAAGUCUUCCAAAACGAGAGUCUCUUCCCCCUCGUUCUGAAGACACCACGUGCAAUGGUUUUUAUUCUAACUUUCUGGGUGUAAUAUUUUACUUUGCUCUAAUCAAAAGACCGACUCAUCAUCUUUCAAACUACGAUUUUUUGGAAACUGAUGUCGUCGGCCCGUAAUUUUAUUGCCAAGUGUUUCGUAAAUCCUGUUGCUCUGGAAUACAACAUUUUUCAUUCGAUAAUUUUCCUCUAUUCUCCUAUUCAAUGGUAGAUUCCAAUUGCACAAUACAUCAUACUACUAAUCAGUCCAACCAAACCGAAGCCGUAUUUUUCGGUGAAACCAAAAAGCGGUUGGUUUCAUUUGUAACCGAUACCACGCAUUAAAAAUAACAACAUAACAUUAAUCACACCAGAGCACUGUUAAAGAAAUAUCACUAGAGGCUAAAAACUUCAUCAACAUUCACAAUCGAAUUGUUAGUAAAUGUAUAUCGAUUUAGCUGAGGAGCAACGUUGACAGAAAACCCCAAAUAUAUAAUAGAAGACAAGCCAACCAGAAUCCAUUCCCACGAGGACGUAAGAUCCAAAUUUAGGAAAGAAAUGUUACAGACAAUGGCUUUAUUCGUCAAAAAAAAAAGAGAAAAACCGAUAUUGGUCGAUUUUUGCUACCAAACAGUUUUGUAUACUAAACCAGAGAAAUAACACACGUGCAAAAUUUCCGCCCCCUUUGUAGUAUAAUUGUAUGCUUCAGGAGUGUAUUUAUUAGAAGACACGUAUUUUUGUGUAAAACGACACCCGUCACCAGCGCCAACACAAUGUCACAAACCGUCAGCAGAUGUUACCGGAGCAGUAGCAUUUUAUGCAUCUAUAGGAUGGAAAAGUAACCAUCAGCUCAAUACACGAUUUAUUCCCUCGUAGCUAGAAGCUGUACUAACGAAAAUGUUAACAAUCGUGUAUCUAAUUGUGCUUGAUUCGAGCUGCAGUAAAAAAAGCGUAACCAUACCGUCUCAACGAUAUUUAGAGAAAAUAAAAUAUUUAGGCACUUUUUAUACAUUCUCCUUCAUUCGGAUUAUAUUUCAGUAAACGGAUCUUUUCCGCACCGUUUACAUCCAUUUUGCUACGCUGCUUACUAUUAGACAGAUAGCUAGGAGCCUCUUUUUUGAGUAAAAGGAAAGGUAUCACUUCGAUCUGGUUGGAUAUAUGCACGCGUAAAGAUACGCGUUUUCCGCGGUAAUCGUCAUAUCGUGAUCGUGCAUUGCAUCGAGUUUUAAAUCGCUUGAACUGGAUCAUUGGACUGCGCCGAACAUUACUCGUUAAUUAAUGUACCUACCAUCUCAGAGGUCUCAAAUCAACCGGAACAACAUAUGUGCAUUCCAAGUAUAUUUCCAAUUCUUAUUGCGUAAUUAUCCAUUAUAAAAAAAUGCGGCAUUGAACUAAUACUUUAAAAACAGGGGGCGUUUGAUACUCUGUUUCUUCAAAUAGCUUUUAAAUAAAAGUUCCUUGCUAAUUACACUAAUAUCAGUGGUGAUCGGAACGAAACAAUGUAGUAUGCGGAUUUAAAUUUCAAAUAGUCGUCAUUCAAAUUUUAGAUUUUAAAAGCUGUUUUUGUUCUCAAAAUAGGGUUGCCAAGUCAAAGUUUGCCAAAAUUACAAAAACCGGCCGGUCGAUCCUGCCUUCAAAAUGCAAGGGGGGGUGGUAGCAUAUUAGACAUUUCGCCUGGAAUGUGCGUUAAUGACAUAUUAUUUGAGUAUUCGUAUUCGUCGAAAGUCACUUGACAGUUUCCCAUGUAAAUGGGAUGAGAAGUCAGUUAUGACAGUCGCAACCAUAACGAACAUUGAAUGGAUUAUUGAAAAUAGCUAGUUAUAGAGUUACAACUACUUACUUCUGACGCUAGUGGACAAUUUAAUGUAUAUUACCGCAAGAAGCAAAGUAAUGUCACUGCAAAACUGGCUGUCCUUAAUGAUCUACUGCUCUGGAUUGCUAAUAAAUUUAUCCGAAAAUUUAACAAAUCAGGUUAAAAGUAAAAAUCCGGCUUCAUAUGUCGAAAAACCGGCCUUUUUGCAGAAUUGACCGGCCACCGGCUUUGCAAGUGAAAAACCGGUCGGACCGGCCAAAAACCGGCCACUUGGCAACCCUAUCUCAAAAUAAUAAUUCUGUUCAUGAAAAUGUAUUCAUUUCAUCAGAACACAACCUUAAAUUUUCUAACAAUUUUAGCGUUUGGAAUAGGAGUUUGCUGCCGGUGGAAGCAUAACUGUCCCAUGUUACAUUUGGUCAUUUUCGACAUUUUGUUGUCUAACGUUAUAAUUAUAUAUAUACUAGCUGACCCGACAAACUUCGUAUUGCCACAAAUUAACCUGUGUUGUACAUAAAUCAUGAAUCUCGGAUGAUCUUUGUCACUUCUCGAGUUUUGCAAGCCCCCCAGUGGGCGGCGCUUCCGACGGCGGGUCACCGGCAACAUUCGCGACCGGCUCGUCCUGAAUGAUCUAGAGUUACUAUAGAUAGUUUUUGUGGUCUUGUUAUUGAUUAAUGUUUUAUGGAAGAGUCUCGAAUUUCUCGAGUUGGAUUAGUUUUUGAGUUUCGCAAAAAUUUCUGUUUUA